AUGCUGCUCAAGGUAACUGCCAAUGCAGGACAAAGAAUUGGAACCCUGAUCGACUUGGCAUCGGACACAAACUACAUCACUCACAGAGCUGCCAGAAGAUUAAAUCUUCGAAGUGAAAACAUCACUUUAGUCGUUCAUGGAGUCGGAGGAAUGGCCAUGAAGGUUAGAACCAGAAGAUAUCUCCUCAGAGUGAGGGUCAAAACGCCCAUAGGCGCGGAAAGAGCUCAUGAGCUUAUCUGCUAUGGUUUGAAUGAAAUUGCCAACGUCCACAGAGUCAUCAAACCUGAGCAACUCAAGAAGUUCUUCCCAGAAGUCAAUCUAGGAGAUCUGAGUAGACCAGAGAGUAUUGAGCUACUGAUAAGCCACCGCGAAGGAAGACUUGCUCCGCAAAGAGUGAAGGUAAUUGGAGACCUUGUCUUGUGGGAAGGUCCGCUAGGAAAGACUGUUGGUGGAGCACAUCCAGAUCUGUUUGAAGAAGUGGAUAUAGCCGCACACAGGUCUGAAACACACUUUGCUCGAUCCAUGAGAGCAACCGCUGUCAAGUAUCAAGAGAUAGCUAAGCUGUUCACAGCUGAAACCAAAGGAACAGUUGCUCACAGAGAGUUCUUGGAUUGGUGGAAGUGGGACAGCAUUGGAGCAGCUUGCGACCCAAAGUGUGGAGGAUGCCGGUGCGGCAACUGUCAACCAGGAGGCAAAGAAAUGACUCUGAGUGAGGAAAGAGAGCUGGAGAUCAUAAGGAAAGGCCUCACCUACAUCAAAGCAGAUGCUCACAGUGAUGAACCCCACUGGGACACAAAAUACCCCUGGAUUCAAGAUCCAAGUUCCCUUCCUGACAACAGGAGUGGGGUGGAAGCCACCUUCUUGAGAACAGAAAAGCAACUCAAAAAAGAGCCAGAGUGGAGAAUAGCAUACACAGCUCAAUUCCAUGAAAUGGUCGAGAGAAGAGCAGCGAAGAAACUCACCAAAGAGCUCAUUGCCAGCUGGAAGGGGCCAGUAUGGUAUGUCAGCCACUUGGUGGCAGCAAACCCGCACUCUCUCACAACACCUGUGAGACUGGUAUGGAACAGCAGCCAGAAGUUUAGAGGGGUCAGCAUGAAUGACCUUCUGCUGAAAGGGCCUGAUGUCCUCAAUCCCAUCCGAGCAGUACUACUCAGGUUCAGGAGAGGCGUCAAUGCUGCCCUCGGCGACAUUAAGAAAAUGUACAAUUCUGUGUGGUUGGAAGACCUGGAGAUGCACCUCCACAGAUUUCUCUGGAGAGACACUGAGGAGGAAGAGAUUGAAGAGUAUGCGAUCACCAGAGUCAACAUUGGCGAUCGACCAGCAGGGUGCAUUGCGCAAUUGGCUAUGAGAGAGACAAGCAAACUGCCCAUGUUUGCUCACCUGGAGGAGGAACGUAGGAUCCUUGAAGAGGAUACCUAUGUCGAUGACAUCCUGACUUCCCAUAAUGACUUGCAAAAGCUGGACCAGAACACCAAAAGUGUUGAAGAGAUCCUGAAGGCAGGCGGCUUCGUCCUCAAGCCCUGGGUCCGGUCAGAUCAAAGUGGGAGGCAGGAGAUCGUACCAGGAGAACAAGGAGCGCAGUCAAGCACAGCACUCAUUCUCCCAAACCAAAUGAGGGAAGGAUACAAUAAAGCCCUUGGAGUUGGAUACCUUGUUGAGGAGGAUAGACUGUACCUCAUGACUUCAAUCAAUUUCUCAAAGAGGAAAGGGAAAAUGAGAGUCGGCCAAAAUCUCCUUGAUGAAGAGGUGAGAGGGAAAACUCCAAACCCACUGACGAGAAGAGAACUGCUGAGCCAGGUAGCUAGCCUGUAUGACCCAAUAGGCCUCGUCACACCUGCCAAACAAAAGGGCGCCAUUCUUUUCAGAAAGGCGUUUCAGGAAGCUGGAGGCAAAACUCUGAACCGAGACACUUGGGACAAACCUUUGUCUGAAAAUUUGAGGGAAGAAGCCAUCCAAUUCUUUGAGGAAUACACACGUCUUGGCCAAAUCACCUUUCACAGAAGCCUCACACCAGCCAACUGGAUUGGAAAACCAUGGGGAAUAACAUUCUCUGAUGGAAGUGACAAGAGCUAUGGAGCCGUAGUGUACUUAAGAUGGGAGACCCAGCAAGGCAUCAAAGUCAGACUGGUUGAAUCCAAAGCAAAGCUCACACCAUUGGACCAAAAGGGAGAACCAGUAAAAGCUGAAAUCUGCGGUGCUGUCUAUGCAGCACGACUUCGAAAAGUUGGAGAGAUCCAGAAAUCCACAUCCAUAGAAGACUGGUGGUGGAUCCCAGGAAGCCUGAACAGUGCUGACAUCAUAACAAGAGGGGCAGCCCCAGAAGACCUCCAGGAAGAUUCCAUGUGGCAGGAUGGACCAGCAUUCCUGAGGAAACCUGUGAAAGAGUGGCCACAUAAGUCAGCCAAAGAAAUCGCUGCGUAUGCCAAGGAAGGUAUAAACAAACUUCGAAGGAAAGCUUUCUCAGCAGCACUGACCAGAGCGCAGGUCAAGAGAAACCAGAGUGAUACACAGCAAAAUAAACCAGAUGAACCUAAGACUCGGAUCCGAAGAUCACCAGCCGGCUCUGCGGUAACAAAACUGAUUGACAUCAGGAAAUUCAGCAAUCUGACCAGGCUGAUCCGAGUCAUUGCCUGGGUUUGGAGAGCCGCAACGAGAUGGAAAGAAAUGUUAACCAAGAAUUCAGCCUCAGAUAAACCAAAGUGGGAGGACGCUCUUUCAACAAAGGUACAGAGGUACAGAGCCAAACAAGCUGUACUCACUGUCGGGGAGUGUGAGGAUGCACUAAGAGACUUGUUCCUUGCAGCUCAAGAAGGUAUAACCUUUCAAGAUACCACUCUCAACAGACUCGCUGUUUACAGAGAUAAAGAGACUGGGCUCUUAGUUUGUGGAGGAAGGUUCCAGAUCUUUGAUGAGGACGAAACUGCCGUACCAAUUCCACCAUAUGAGGCAUGGAUAUCCACUCUCCUAGCUCAAGAGGCCCAUGGUGCAAAUCAUGAAGAAAUAGCAGGCACACUCCUCCGGAUGAGGAAGAAAGCCUGGGUGAUAAAAGGCCGGAAGCUGGCUAAAAAGAGAGUUGACAAUUGUGUGGUGUGCAGAAAGGCCAGGGCCAGAAAGUGCCAACAGAUCAUGAGUGACCUUCCAUCCGAGCGGAUAACACCAGCCAGACCAUUUGAGUACACAACAGUGGACUUAUUUGGACCGUAUGAAGUCAAGGACGAGGUGAAAAAGAAAACCAAGCUCAAGGUGUGGGGUAUUGUCUUCUGUUGCAUGGUAUCCAGAGCUAUACACACAGAUGUUGUCAGUGACCAGUCGACGGAAGGCUUCCUACUGGCUUACCAAAGAUUCACGGCACUGAGAGGGCACCCAAAGAAAUUGUGGUCAGAUCCUGGAAAGAACUUUGUGGGUGCCAGACCUGCCCUCAAAGAACUCUACAUCUUCUUGGAUCAACUAGGUAAAUCUGAGCUUGAAAAUGAAGCUUCCAAGCAUGGGACAGAAUGGAGCUGGAAAAUCCACCCAGCAGACUCCCCUCACAGGAAUGGAGCUGCAGAAGCAGCUGUUCGUACUGUGAAGCGGGCUUUGCACAACCUGGGAGGAGAAGGACUCUUCACAUGGAGUGAGUUUCAAACAUUUCUCUACACGGCUGCUAACCUUGCCAAUGAGAGGCCCAUAGAUGCAAGAACUCAAAGCCGGGAGGACUGCAUAGAAUACAUCAGCCCAAAUUCCCUUCUGCUUGGACGGAUUGGACCCAGAGGAGAUCUUGGAUGCUUUGAUUUUGAAAGCUACCCAUACAAAAGAUUGAGAGCGAUCCAAACAGAAGUUGACCGGUUCUGGAGGAAGUGGAGUCAGUUAGCUGGGCCCAAUCUAUUCGUGAGGAGUAAAUGGCACACAACACAUAGGAAUGUGGCUGUUGGAGAUGUUGUCUGGCUGGCUGACCAAAAUGCCUGGAGGGGUCACUACAAACUAGCCAGAGUCAUCAGUGUCAACAUUGACAAGAAGGGCAUCGUCAGAGAUGUGCAUGUCAGAACUUUUCCCAGCUACCCAGUCCCAACUGUGAAGCCUGCUCAAGAGAAGUCAAAGACACUCUCAACUAAAAUACCUGCUACAGUUCUUCAUAGGGAUGUCAGACGCAUCAUUGUUAUACUUCCUGUUGAAGAAGGAAGAGCCUGAUAGCUGAAAUCGAACAUGCCCCAACACAGAGGUUCGUGUGACCUCCUUCGGUUCAAGAACCAGGAGGUCAAGUGGGAGGUGUUGCGUCAAAACAGAACACUCAAAACAUGAGCACAAUGGCAGCUCUUCCUUUAAAGACCUCCAGGCCUCAAGAGGGCAGAUAACCCAAAAAACACGGGUGGAACUAAAAAAUUGAGCCAGGAUUUCUGGAGGGACUACUUUUACAUGCGCACCUGUCAGAUAAGCAUGGGUAUGAAAUGUUUGGUCCUCAACAUACACACAGCUCAUUGUUCAACCAUAAAGACGCAACUGGUAUGUAAUGUUUGGAAUUAUUUAUUAUGUUGCAUCCAGUGCUUAGCACAAUUUACAUGUUUAACUCUGGUAGGAAUGUUGACUUUUGUUGUGGAUAUUUUCUGACUGCAGAAGUAAUUGCUAGGGUGCUAGAUUAAAUUGUUUAAACGUUUACUUUAUUCAAAGCCAUGCUUUGUUGCUGUGUCAUGCAUUGUUUAGUGUAAAAUAAUGCAUGUUUAUUCUCUGUUUGUUUAAGGUUAUCAACCUAUUCCUAGUGCUAUUCCUAGUGCUAUUCCUAUUGCUAGUGCUAUUCCUAUUCCCUAUUCCUCUGUGAUUCAACUACUCUAUUCAACAAAUCAACUAUUUCAACAUAUUCAACAAAUUGCAUCAAAACCAUAAUAAAACACUGGAAAGGAAUUGAGUUGUCCCUUUGCAUCCUUCACGGGUUGAGCAAGCCGUUUUCAAGUUUGGGCAGAGCUGAAAAUAAUUAUAACACCUAGACAACUUGACACAUACCAAGCCUGGUCCCUUAUCUCAGUGGUUGUCUCCCGCCGUCUCAUGAUUUUACCUUUGAGGAUUAUUAACGUACUAAUUUACUCCCUUAUGCUCCCGGGUGCUCCCUUAUGCUCCCGGGUGCUCCCUUAUACUCCCGGGUGGCGCAGUGGUCUAGGGCACUGCAUCGCAGUGCUAGCUGCGCCACCAGAGUCUCUGGGUUCGCGCCCAGGCUGGGCUGGGUUCGCGCCCAGGCUCUGUCGCAGCCGGCCGCAACCGGGAGGUCCGUGGGGCGACGCACAAUUGGCAUAGCGUCGUCCGGGUUAGGGAGGGUUUGGCCGGUAGGGAUAUCCUUGUCUCAGUAUGUAAAAAAUGUUAUAAAAAUGUAUGCACUCUACUGUAAGUCGCUCUGGAUAAGAGCGUCUGCUAAAUGACUAAAAUGUAAAUGUAAAUGUUAUGCUGAUGUAACAUUUAGACAUCAUGUAUGUUGUUAUAAGUUGAGUUUUUCUGUGAAGACCCUACUACAAUAGUCUAUGUUCGCUAUGUUCCUGUUUGAUUUGUUGUUUCAUAAAAGUGUGUCAAUCAUAGUAUGCCUAAUCUUUACUUCCUACAUUUCAAAUCAACAAGGAAGCAUAUUUAAGAAGUGUAUUGCUCCAAAAUCUGCAAAAUGUACAUUUUCUUUGUUUAACAGUAGGCUAAAUACAAUGAACAGUACUUGAAACCGCAUUCAGAAUGCUUUUGAUGUAGUGCAAAAGUAAGUGAAUAAAAAACUAAGUAGUUUACACAAGAACUUCAGCCAGUUUAGCCAGUUUAGUCUUGUGACAUGUCUGCUGCUGGUGUCUGACGUCCUGUUAUGGCCUGGACAAUCUGUCCAAAUACAGCUAUGAAGCUGUGAAACGAGGCGGUCUGGGCCAUCUGAAACACCCUGGCUGUCCUGUCUGCUGAUGCUGGGCCUCAAGUGUCUCCAGGUAUGAGGCCUCGGUCUCCCUCAUGAAAUUCAGCUAUUUGCUGGUUGUGCUCGCCGUGUGUUUUCUCGUCCCUGGGAAAAUAUACUGACCAAAAAUAUAAACACAACAUGCAAAAAUGUCAAUGAUUUGACUGAGUUACAGUUCAUAUAACGAAAUUAGUCAAUUAAAAUAGAUAAAUUAGACCGUCAUCUAAGGAUUCCACAUGACUGGGCAGGGGCACAGCCAUAGGCCCACCCACUGGGGAUCCAGGCUCAGCCAAUCAGAAUUUGUUUUCCCCCACAAAAGGGCUUUAUUACAGACAGAAAUACUCCUCAGUUUCAUCAGCUGUCCAGGUGGAUGGUCUCAGACGAUCCCACAGGUGAAGAAGCCGAAUGUGGAAGUCCUGGACUGGCGUGGUUACACAUAGUCUGUGGUUGUGAGGCUGGUUGGACAUACUGCCAAAUUCUCUAAAAUGACGUUGGAGACGGCUUAUGGUAGAGGAAUGAACAUUCUAUUCUCUUGCAACAGCUCUGGUGGUCAUUCCUGCAGUCAGCAUGCCAAUCGCACACUCCUUCAAAACUUAAGACAUCUGUGGCAUUGUGUUGUGUGACAAAACUGCACAUUUUAGGGUGGCCUUCUAUUGUCCCCAGCACAAGGUGCACCUGUGUAAUGAUCAUGCUGUUUAAUCAGCUUCUUGAUAUGCCACACCUGUCAGGUGGAUGGAUUAUCUUGGCAAAGGAGAAAUGCUCACUAACAGGGAUGUAAACACAUUUGUGCAAAACAUUUUAGAGAAAAAAGCUUUUUGUGCGUAUGGAACAUUUCUGCAAUCUUUUAUUUCAGCUCAUGAAACAUGCGACCAACAAUUUACAUGUUACGUUUAUAUUUUUGUUCAGUGUAUAAAGGCAGAAGUAAUGAGAUGUGCAGUACAGGGAUGAUAAGGUACAGACUCCAAAGCAAACCUGAGGGCAGCCAGUGGAAGUGCAGUUUUGUUCUCCAACCAGGUAUUGUUGCCUCAUAUGUAUUAAAUCUUAUCCAGCAAAGGCCAGUGUGGGGCCAACCAGAUCUACCAACCAGAUACAUAAAUGAUGCAAAUAGUCAUGGUCUUGGGUCAGAAUAUGAUUCAUUGAAUCAGUUUGACAUAUAAAUUCCUAGAUCCACACCCUUUCCUUGAAUAAUGUUUAGGAACAUAACCCUGCAAUGAUAAAAGCCUACUGUGGAUGAGAUUGAACUGUUUACCAACCGAGAAAGGACCUUUGGAGCCCUGCAACCCCAGGCGCCAAGGUUGUAGGAACAUUGAUUGUGUCGAUGGACCCUGGGUGUCUGGGGGUGCAGGGCUCUAAGGUUGUAGGAACAUUGAUUGUGUCGAUGGACCCUGGGUGUCUGGGGGUGCAGGGCUCUAAGGUUGUAGGAACAUUGAUUGUGUCGAUGGACCCUGGGUGUCUGGGGGUGCAGGGCUCUAAGGUUGUAGGAACAUUGAUUGUGUCGAUGGACCCUGGGUGUCUGGGGGUGCAGGGCUCUAAGGUUGUAGGAACAUUGAUUGUGUCGAUGGACCCUGGGUGUCUGGGGGUGCAGGGCUCUAAGGUUGUAGGAACAUUGAUUGUGUCGAUGGACCCUGGGUGUCUGGGGGUGCAGGGCUCUAAGGUUGUAGGAACAUUGAUUGUGUCGAUGGACCCUGGGUGUCUGGGGGUGCAGGGCUCUAAGGUUGUAGGAACAUUGAUUGUGUCGAUGGACCCUGGGUGUCUGGGGGUGCAGGGCUCUAAGGUUGUGGCUUCACUAUUCGAGCACGCAGCUUCCUCUGAGUCCGUAGGUUCAGGAAUGUCCUCUGAGAAGUCUAAGUAUGUUUGUUUGUAUAAUGUAAAGUUGAAUACUCCGGCUAACGUCAAACAUGUAGCCAAGUCCACGACGUUGGCCUUCCAUGGAUGUUUUAUAUGACACGCUGAAGACAUUGGUAGCUAGCUAGAUAGUAAUUUGUCUAAAAACAAUGUAUUACCGUGCUGAUCAUCGCUACUGGGUGUCAUCAUGGCUUCAAACAUGGCUUUCUGGCUGUCUGAUCCACUUUUGUUGUUGUGGUCUUUUAUCUUUUUAUAUUCUUGCUUGAGUUUCUUAAUUUUUUCCAUGCACUGUUUUAUUGACUGAUGGAUUCCCAUUUCGGCUAGUGUAUCCAAUAUUUUUUUGAAGACCUUUUUAUCCCUGGUGGAAGAAUCCAGUCGCCUCUGGAUGCUGGAGUCUGCCCAGAUACUCCAGAGUGCUUGGACAUCUCCAACGGACCAAUUUUGCUUCUUUCAUUAUUUGUUUUUAACUUAAUAAGAGUUAUUGGUUAGUGUAGCUUUACUAAGGUACAUCUGUGGCUGGACCAUUCCUAGACAGAUGACCUUCUCUUAUAAAAAUGGAGCCAGUGACUUGUGUAUGAGUAUUAACAACAUAUGCGACACUGUGACAUCAUUGCGUGAGACCAAUCAUUGAGUACUGGCAUUUGUAACCCCACCCACUGGCCAACUUGGUUGGAGGUCAGUACUAGAUACUGGUUCUCAGCAGUGCAGGGAUGUGAGAUUUGAAGUGGCAAUGUUUGAUGGUAAUGGGUUAUAUACUAACACAUUUAUCAGACACUUCCAGCUGCAGAGCUUCCUCCUCAGUCACUCUUCCUUGUAAUGGAAAUGCUGCCAAUUUAUCCCUAAAUCCCUCCCUCCUUCAUCUGCUCACAGCGCUCUGUGUCUCUGGGAGAUGAUGAAGGAUGGAGCAGAGAAAGAAAAUGAUGACUGAAAAGUAUCUCUCUGUGUCUCUCUGUGUCUCUUUGAGUCUCUCUGAGUGUCUCUGUGUCUCUCUGUGUCUCUCUGAGUCUCUCUGUGUCUCUGUGUCUCUCUGAGUGUCUCUCUGUGUCUCUCUGUGUCUCUCUGAGUCUCUCUGAGUCUCUCUGUGUCUCUCUGUGUCUCUUUGAGUCUCUCUGUGUCUCUGUGUCUCUCUGAGUGUCUCUAUGUCUCUCUGUGUCUCUCUGAGUCUCUCUGUGUCUCUGUGUCUCUCUGAGUAUCUCUCUGUGUCUCUGGAUUGGAAAGUAAGAGAUUCAUGCAUUAGCCUGGUGCCAGUAACCAAAAGGUUGCAGGAUCGAAUCCCUGAGCUGGCAAGGUAAACAUCUGUCGUUCUACAUCUGAACCAGGUAGUAAACCCCCUGUUCCCCGAUAGGCUGUCAUUGUAAAUUCUUAUUGGCACAACGCUCUAACCACUAGGCUACCUGCCACCCCUCUAGUGUGUACUUCACAUGUGUUUGAGGUACUGGAUGAGCAAGUCAGCACAGAUGGUAGAGCUGCUGUUUGGUUACAGGUGUUUCAAUACUGUAUCAUUACACACUGGUGACAGUUGGGUCCACCAGCCUAAUAAUUUCCACUUCCUGUUUGGAUUUUUUCUCAGGUUUUUGCCUGCCAUGUGAGUUCUGUUAUACUCACAGACAUAAUUCAAACAGUUUUAGAAACUUCAUAGUGUUUUCUAUCCAGUACUAAUAAGUAUAUGCAUAUAUUAGCAACUAUGACUGAGGAGCAGGCCGUUUACUCUGGGCACCUCUGUGCACCUUUCAUCCAAGCUACUCAAACUGCCCCGGCAGCCACAAGAAGUUAAUAAAAGCGAGAUUACCUUCAAUUACCCUUUAAAACGUACGGUGUAAAUCCCCUGAACAUUGAGUCUGCAAAAUGAAGACAGCAACGUAUCAGUGGAUGUGUUUCAGUGUUCCAGAGAAGAUGUAGUAUACAUAAAGACUGUUCAGUUCUAAAAGGCACAUCCAGUAGUUCUAAAGCUGUGUGUUUACCUCUCCCAAUGUGACACACACACACAGACACAGACACAGACACAGACACAGACACAGACACAGACACAGACACAGACACAGACACAGACACAGACACAGACACAGACACAGACACAGACACAGACACAGACACAGACACAGACACACAGACACAGACACACAGACACAGACACAGACACAGACACAGACACAGACACAGACACAGACACAGACACAGACACAGACACAGACACAGACAGACACACACACACACACAGCCAUUCUGUGAUUCAGAGAAUACAGACUGAGAAUUCUGGCUAAAUAAUAGAUUUUUGCGCAGUGUUAAAUGCUGCUUGAUGUUUGGCUGUUUCAGGGAUUAUGAUUAGAUUGGUCUAUGAUUAGAAAACUGUUGGGGUGGCAACAACAAAGCCUAAGUAAAAGUCUGGACAAUAUUAAGUUUUCUAUCUAUUAGAACAAGAGGUGUGGAUGGAAAACAAUGAAAGAUAAUACAGAAUAAUACACAGUCCAGAGGUUAUAGAAAAGGCUAUAGAAAACCAAUCAAUAUCAAAUGAGUGUCGAGGAGAUUGAGUGUGAGCAACAAAUGCAUUUCGUGAUGGCUAUGAUGUAAUUUACAUUUCCUGUGUAAUGACUAGGGAAGCAGCAUGAUACAGAAAGGUAUUACAUCUAGAGUGGGGACGGAGUCUGUGGGGAGUGAGAACUCAAGAGGAAGCCACAAUAUCAUUACCCAGCAAUUUUCUCCAGUCUCCGUCAGCGUUGAUAGUUCACACAAAUGACUAAAUGACAUU
Molecule: messenger RNA, 10475 nt
Organism: Salvelinus fontinalis (brook trout)
Lineage: Eukaryota; Metazoa; Chordata; Actinopteri; Salmoniformes; Salmonidae
Exons: 2
Coding region: 1-4167 (1388 amino acids)
Biological process (GO): DNA integration
Molecular function (GO): nucleic acid binding
Source: RefSeq, a predicted model, not a curated record